AAUAAAUCAUACUGCUUUCACAAAGAAUUCCACAAUUUUCUGGCUCACAAUUUGAUCAAGCUAUCAUCUUCUUGCUUAUCUAUAUUCUGCAACAGAUGUCUGCUUUCUAUAUUCUCUUCUGUUCCAUCAUAUAUAUUAUUGCCCCAAUUAAAAGUUUUUAUUCUCUUCAGCAGUGGAAUCGAAUUUAUCAAUUACCCUCUACUUCUGUGGUUGAAUUUAUAUCUUCUUUAAUAUAUAUUUCUGCAAAAAAACUUGUUUCCAUUUCAAGCCCUCUAUUUCUGAGUUCAGCCCAUGGUUGAUUUUCUGCUUAUAUGUUCAAAUAGGUUAUUGAAUAUUUUUUCAGAGGGAUCUACUGCUUGUAUAUGUUCUUGAUUUAGAUUUGAUUUGGAUCCAGUCAAAGGGGACUCCGCAGAAAUUUCGAUAAAGUCCUUUCACUAAUGAAAUUUGUCUUCAAAGUUCAUCCCACUUCAAUUUUGAAUCCCGGACCUGCAGUCAAGCCCUCAUACUUUUGAAUAAUAUUUCUUGUGUGUUUAGCUUCAAAUUGUUCUUAUUUCAAGUAAUCAAAGAAAACAUGGAUGAUGGGGAGGUGGUUACUUCAGACCAUGCUUUGCUUCCAAAUCCCAAUUCCUCUAGCACUUUUCAUGGUUCAACUUAUGAAGAUACAUUUUUCGAUGAAUUUUUGAAGACCGCGCGGACGUGCACUCACACUCAUACUUGCAACCCACCUGGCCCUGAUGCUGCACAUACACACACUUGCUACCACACACACACCCAAAUUCUUUCAUCGGAAGAUGAUGAUGGUACCAAGAAUAAAGAUCAUUCCAUCCCGAGACCACGAAGGAGAAGGCCUUCGGGAAAUAGAGAAGCAGUUCGGAAGUACAGGGAGAAAAAGAAGGCACAUACAGCUUAUUUGGAAGAGGAAGUCAAGAAAUUGCAGGUGUUGAACCAGCAACUUGUUAGGAAAUUACAGGGGCAGGCAAUUCUUGAAGCAGAGCGUUUAAGGCUGAGAGGCCUUUUGCUGGAAUUUAGAGGAAAGAUUGAUACUGAGUUGGGUGUUUUCCCCUUCGGAAAUCAAUGUAACAGUAAUACUUAUUUCGAGGACAGCCAGUGUAAUCUGCAGUCUAGUGUUGGGGCAAUGGGACUUCGUUGUCAAACCGAUUUACGAUGCUUCUGUCCGCCUGUUGGGUCAUCCGUUCAGGCUAGUAUCGGUGCAAGGGGGGAAACAACGGUGCCAUCAGGAGGAAAUUGUCAGCCUGCAGUAAUUGAUUGCCGAGCAAACACAAAUGAGGCGUCAACACAAGCUAAGUAACUUAGUGAAGCAACUAUAGUAUUAGCAUGUUAGUUUCUUGUAUAUACCAGGGUAAUUAUCCGUAUACUAGUCCUAGAUAUUUUUAUAGGUCUAUAGGGGCAUGUUUACUAUUUAAGAAAGAGAAUAAAAGGUAUGGUUAUCAUUCCCAUUCCCGAAAACGCUAGGAAUGAAAAGAAAAAUGGGCCUCGUGUUGUAAAUAUGUGUUGAUUCCCGAUUUCAGCAAGGUAUUAUCAACAA
This is a messenger RNA of Malus domestica (apple), 1546 nucleotides long. RefSeq names its product basic leucine zipper 24-like. Gene Ontology annotation, molecular function: DNA-binding transcription factor activity, RNA polymerase II-specific; RNA polymerase II cis-regulatory region sequence-specific DNA binding. The record is from RefSeq and is a predicted model, not a curated record. NCBI's taxonomy places the organism in Eukaryota, Viridiplantae, Streptophyta, Magnoliopsida, Rosales, Rosaceae. Gene Ontology annotation, biological process: DNA-templated transcription; regulation of transcription by RNA polymerase II.